Diutina rugosa is the source of this 1158-nucleotide messenger RNA. RefSeq names its product zinc-dependent alcohol dehydrogenase. Gene Ontology annotation, molecular function: zinc ion binding; oxidoreductase activity. Bases 1 to 1158 code for a protein of 385 amino acids. NCBI's taxonomy places the organism in Eukaryota, Fungi, Ascomycota, Pichiomycetes, Serinales, Debaryomycetaceae. The record is from RefSeq and is a predicted model, not a curated record. The transcript has a single exon.
AUGCUUUCCAACUCUAUCAGAUCAAUGGCCCUCAAGCGGGCUGCGGCUCCCAAUGCCUACCGCCCGUUGGCUCAGCGCUUCAGAGGUUUAGCUACUGCUGGUAAAAUCCCUGAUACUCAAAAGGCUAUCAUCUUCACUGAACACGGCGGUCCUUUGGAAUACAAGGACAUUCCUGUGCCUAAGCCUAAGCCUAACGAAUUGUUGAUCAACGUUAAGGCCUCGGGUGUGUGCCACACUGACUUGCAUGCUUGGUUGGGUGACUGGCCCCUCGACACCAAGCUUGCCACCACCGGCUCGCUUGUCGGUGGUCACGAAGGUGCUGGGGUUGUCGUUGAUAUGGGUGAGAACGUCAAGGGGUGGGAGAUUGGCGACUAUGCUGGGAUCAAGUGGUUGAACGGGCUGUGCCUCUCGUGUGAAUACUGCGAAAACGGUAACGAAUCCAACUGUGAUCACGCCGACUUGUCUGGUUACACCCAUGACGGUUCGUUCCAGCAAUACGCCACCGCUGACGCCGUGCAAGCGGCGAGAAUCCCCAAGGACGUCGACUUGUUCAAAGUCGCCCCCAUCUUGUGUGCUGGUAUUACUGUGUACAAGGCGCUUAAGACCGCCGGGUUGAAGCCCGGUCAAUGGGUCGCCAUCUCCGGUGCCGGUGGUGGUCUUGGUUCGCUUGCUGUGCAAUACGCCAAGGCCAUGGGUCUCCGUGUCGUCGGUAUCGACGGUGGUGCCGAAAAGGAACAAGCCGCCCGCAAGCUCGGUGCCGAAGCGUUCGUUGACUUCACCAAGACUAAGGACGUCCCUGCUGCCGUUAAGGACAUCACUGGUGGUGGCCCUCACGGUGUGAUCAACGUGUCCGUUUCCGAACAAGCCAUGCAACAAUCGUUGGAUUAUGUCCGUAAGAAGGGUACCGUCGUCCUCGUUGGGUUGCCUCCCAACGCCAAGGUCACUGCCAAUGUGUUGGACACUGUCGUGAAGUCGGUGGAUAUUGUUGGCUCGUACGUCGGUAACAGAGCCGACUCGGCCGAAGCUAUUGACUUCUUCGCUCGUGGCCUCAUCGACUACCCCAUCCACAUCGCCGGGUUGUCUGAAUUGCCUGAGAUCUACAAGAAGAUGGAAAAAGGUGAAAUCGUCGGUAGAUACGUCUUGGACACUUACAAGUAG